AUGUCGCAGUCCGUGAGCAACGGCUUUCAGAAAAAGAAGCCAGAAGAACUGUCAUGGCCCUGCUCGACUUCUCGCGGGCGUAUGACAGAGUGUGGAGACGACGUGUCGGUGCGGGCGACGGACUGGUACAAGGAAGAGGCGGGUCGGAGAGUGCAGCAGACGGUGGACAACAUAGUGAAGUGGGUUAAGGAGAAGAAAAUGCUCCUCAACACUGAAAAAGGCAAGACGGAAGUGACGUUCUUCGCAGCCGGUUCGGUGGACGCCAAAUGGAUCCCGAAGAUCAUCCUGUACGAUAAGGAGAUGGAGUUCAACGCGAAUCCGAAGUUCUUGGGCGUCACCAUGGAGAGGACAUUGUCGUUCCAGCAGCACGUGGACGCAGUGGUGAAGACGGUGGAAGCCAGAUGCAAGGCUAUUGCAGUUCUAGGUGCGUCGGACUUUGGCUGGAAGACGGAGCAGCUCAGAAAGUUCUUCUUAGCCACGCAGAAGAGUGUUAUGGAUUACGCCGGCCCUGGUUGGCAACCAUGGCUCUCCUCCACGCAGAUGGACCGUCUCGACCGAGCCCAUAACAAGGCACUGAGACGCGUGACUGGUCACGCGUGCUCCACACCAAUAGAAGCAGUCCGCCUUGAAGCUAAUGUGCAGAGCUACCAGACUACUAGCAGGAGACUGACAGCGAUCUCCUGGGAGAAACCCGCAGUAACUGGAGAGCAAGCGAAGAGGACUGCGGAUCAGCUACCGGAGGAGUUGGAGAAGAGAGAAGUCUUGAGUGUGGAAGCCCCCCCUUGGAUAGAAGAGAGACAACGGUGGACCGCCUUUCCCAAGCUGAUGGGAGAAAAUAGAAGCGACAACAGUGUAGAGAAGGCCGUCAACACUAUCAACGACAACUGCCCUGAGUUUGUGAUCUACACGGAUGGCUCCGCGGCGGAAGGAACCAGAGACGGCGGAUCUGCAGUUGUAGUAACGACAGGCGACCCCCGCGAGCCAGAGGUGGUACAGGAGAUCAAGAUCAGAGGACGCACGCUAACCUCCUCUUACGAAGAAGAGCGAGAAGCCCUGCAGGAAGCAGCGAAGUGGAUCGAGACGAACACGAGAGCAGGGAACAACAAGGUCAUGACUUGCACAGACAGUCAAUCUCUAGUUGAGGCCAUUUCGAACAGCUCCAACAUCAGGUCCUCCCUUAACCGCGCUGGAGCACACACGAUCAUCCAAUGGGUACCCGGACACGUUUCCAUACCCGGCAACGAAAUGGCAGAUAAAUUGGCAAACGAGGCAGCCAAUUCCAGAGAAGAAGAACUGAUACCGGUCUCACUGAGUUGCGCCAAAUCCUGUAUCAAGAGAACCAUGAAGGACGGAGACCCCUCUCACCACAGGAUAGCGGCCGUGUACUCCAACCAUUCCAGAGUGAGAGACAAGGAGGCUACCAAAACAAGGAAGGACGCGGUUCUGCUAGCAAGACUACGGUCAGGCCACUGCAUGGCCUUCUCAGCUUACAAGAACCUGAUGGACCCGAUGAUAGACCCCUCUUGCAGACGAUGCAACCAAGAUAGAGACACUGUUGAACACUGGCUAGACUGCCCUGGCACCGCAGCUACUAGACAGGAGUUAUUUGGAACCAUCAACACCGACCUUGGCUUUCUUACCCGAUACCCGACCGAGACGUUAACGUUGGCAGCAACGACAUUGCCAAAAAGCAUUACCCGCUGA
Molecule: messenger RNA, 1704 nt
Organism: Symsagittifera roscoffensis
Lineage: Eukaryota; Metazoa; Xenacoelomorpha; Acoela; Convolutidae
Exons: 3
Coding region: 1-1704 (567 amino acids)
Molecular function (GO): nucleic acid binding; RNA-DNA hybrid ribonuclease activity
Source: RefSeq, a predicted model, not a curated record